GGGAAUCUGGAAAACGACUGAAAUUUAGAUGAAUUGACAGAAGGCUUUGUCUGUCUUUUUACAUUUCAUGUUUAUGAGAACUGAAGACAUAGAUAACGUUUUGUUGGAGACAUGGCUGAGAAAUUUGAUAACCUCGAGGAGCAUCUCGAGAAGUUCAUUGAAAAUAUUCGACAGAUGGGAAUCAUCGUUAGCGACUUCCAACCUAGCAGUCAAACAGGACUCAACCAAAAACUGUAAGUGAUGAUAGUUGGCUAGCUAGCUAGGUGUUUCUAGUAUUACUAGCCAUCAUAGCUAGCCACUUAAAUAUCUGACUACUAACUCCCCAAGUUAUCAAUACACCACAGUUGUUUAAAAAAUACUAAUGGGUUAGCCAAUGGCAAUGCUAACUAGCCUCCACAUAGCUAGCUAGCUAGUUAGCUACUUUGGUAGCUAGCUAGUACAGUCAAUCAAUGUCACAGACACACAGCAGGGUAUAAAAUACUUAACAUAGUCAGCAAUUAAUCAGUUAAUUAAUCUAACUGUCAGUAAUGUUGAGGUAGGUAGUUUUAUGGUAGUUGUAGAUUAUUUUGCCUGCUAGUUGUUGAAAUGUCUACUCGAUCCUGUGCAUUUUAGAAACUACAUGAUCACGGGACUGCAGGACAUCGAGAAAUGUCGCCAGCAGCUACAUGAGAUCAACGUUCCUCUCGAGGCUUUCGAGUGAGUAGACGUAACUACCAACUUAUACAUACACCGGCCAUUUCUAGCUCUAGUUUACUGUGAGCAUCAUGUAACUUUUGAAAGCCUGGGGAAGUUAUCCUCAGGAAUACGACAAAAUGGGUGGAGAGUACGGUGGAGUCUAGAUGGAAACUAGUUACGCGUUGCCACUUCAAACCAAUCACAGUUUGCAUGGGUGGCACUGGAGCACCAAACAGAUUGUGUUUUCUGAGAAAAAAUCUGACGUGCAACAAGCGAGCAUGCAUGCAUACUAUACUAAACAAAUGCUGCAUAAGCUAUAAGACUUUGUCUGACACGGUAGGAAAAGGGACACAGAUAAAACAGGAAUUGCCUCUCCUGAGGAGAAACUGAGUAGUUAUUUAUUCUCAGAGCCAAUCAAAUGCGAGUGUUGAAUGCCAGCGCUCCCAUUCAAAUGCAAAAUCCAAUACUGAAGUUCUCCAGACUUCCAAUAGUCGAGUCAACAAGAUGAGAUUUGGAACGAUGGUGAUGUGAGACUAUGGUGAGCUUAACAGAAAGUCACCCUUGUACCAGCUCUUUCUCACCCUCAGACCUCCACUUGGCCACAGACCCUCCAGCCUAACUCAACCAAUGUAAUGGUUUGCCUUAUGUUGUCAGAUACAUAGACCAGGGUCGUAACCCCCAGCUGUACACUAAGGAAUGUCUGGAAAGGGCCCUGGCCAAGAACGAGCAGGUCAAAGGCAAGAUUGACACCAUGACGGUAAGUGGCAGUAAAUUGAAGCCUAAUAAUGACAUAGAAAUAGAUUCAAGAAAUUACUUAAUGACAAGUAGUCUUGGUUACACUUUACUCAAAGCCUGCUGGUAUAAUGCCUUAGGAUUAUAAUGGAUUGUAAGAUGUGUCAUAAGCAUAUAUAAUCCCCUUAUACUGUUUUAUUACCAUCAGGACCAUAAUGGUUCUUGCUAAAUAACAGUAAUUAAACUUUAGCUUCAAACUCUGACCCCUCUGUUCUGUCUCUGGUUGCAGAAGUUCAAGAGCCUGCUGAUCUCUGAGCUGGGCAAGGUGUUUCCAGAGGAGAUGACCAAGUACAAGGCUAUCCAUGGAGAUGACCCCCCAUCAUAGUGACCCCUGACCUUUAACCCUGGCCCCUAACCCCCACUGCUCAAAGCCACAGUGAGGUUUCACAGGGCAGGAUCAAUGAGUCAGCCAGAUAACAUGUAUUAAUAUUCAGCGAAAGUGGGUUGUUGACAUUAAGAAAUAGCCUAGUCAGAGAUAAUGAGACAGCGGUAGAGGUAGUAGGAGGAUAAAUUAUUUGUUUCUGAUGUGGGAAGAGUAAUGUGGCAAAAAUGCUCCAUGGAAGGGUCCAAAAUAUUGUGGACAAAAAAAAAAGACAAUCAUCAUAAAUGAGCUAGAGCUGAGGACUGGAUAGUAAGAACUGGCAGCCAAGAACCUAUUGCCUUUUUCAAGUUAAUAUUUUUGUUGUACUGGAAAUAUGGCAUUUUCUCAGAAUCUGAUAUCUGGCUAACUGUUUCCUCCUGCUGUGUGAGAUCCCACCUACAAAAUGUAUAUAAUGUUUAUACUCAUACAUAACCUUUUUGUAAAGAUUAAAGAUCAUUGUACCACACUGCAGAUCUGGACUGAGACUCAAGGUCAAGUAGCUAAAGGUAUCUUGUACAUGGUCAACAAACUAGUCCAGAGGUUUACAACACAACAAAACGUUGUUUUGAUUGGAUCUUGUUUUUCUUUUUGUUUAUUUUGCAAAUAAAUGGGCUUGUGUUUGAAAGAUUAGUGUGAUAUUACUGUCAUGUUAGCGCCUUGUAGGCCACAAUUCAGAAACAGGAACUUGAUUUACAAAGUCUGUAUAAGAGAUAAAGGCCUCAAUAAUGUCCCAUUCUAUUCUUUCACCCAAAGGUCAAUCACUAUGGACAUUACAUUAUCAGAGUUUGUGUUCAGUGGUUAUUAAAGAAGGAAAUGGAAGAAAAUAUUUUGAACCAACAGAGAUAUUCAAUGUCUUUUUUUGUUUUCUACCCACCUACCAAUAGGUGCCCUUUGCGAGGCAUUGGAAAACCUCCCUGGUCUUUGUGGUUGAAUCUGUGUUAGAAAUUCACUGCUCGAUUGAGGGACCUUACAGAUAAUUGUAUGUGUGGGGUACAAAGAUGAGGUAGUCAUUCAAAAUCAUGUUAAACGCUAUUAUUGCACACGGAGUGAGUCCAUGUGACAUAUGUGACUUGUUAAGGCCUCCUGUAGCUCAGUUGGUAGAGCAUGGCGCUUGCAACGCCAGGAUUGUGGGUUCGAUUCCCACGGGGGGCCAGUAUGAAAAAUUUAUGCACUCACUAACUGUAAGUCGCUCUGGAUAAGAGCGUCUGCUAAAUGACUAAAAUGUAAAUGUUAAGCAGAUUUUUAGGCUUGUCAUACCAAAGGGGUUGAUUACUUAUGGUCUCAAGACAUUUCAGCUUUUAAUUUAGAAUUAAUUUGUCAUAAUUUCUAAAAACAUAAAUCCACUUUGACAUUAUGCCAGUGACACAAAAGCUCAAUGUAGUCCAUUUUAAAUUCAGUCUGUAGCACAACAAACUGCGGAUAAAGCCAAGGGGUGUGAAUACUUUCUGAAGGCACUGCAGGUAUCGACUUCUCAGCCGAUGAGGCUGCCAUCAACCUUCACAAUGCCCUGAGGUCACAGUUGAUUAAUUCCACUUAGGUUCUCCACAAUGCAGGUGCGUGUAUUUGUUCCUUGGAUGCCUGGUUACUUAGUAGUUGGCGCGUAAAUGACAGAGCCCUCAGUGCUCUUUAGUGACGCACAGACGUGACGAUGCAACCUGUCCUUUGUGUCCUCAGGGGAAACGGGUGGCGUCAUAUGUGCGUGUACAGAGGGCA
This is a messenger RNA of Coregonus sp. 'balchen', 3541 nucleotides long. The record is from the annotation of a GenBank genome assembly. NCBI's taxonomy places the organism in Eukaryota, Metazoa, Chordata, Actinopteri, Salmoniformes, Salmonidae.